AGCAAAAGAUUACAACAGACACAAGCUCAAGUUGAUGAAGUUGUUGAUAUUAUGCGAGUAAACGUGGAAAAAGUGUUGGAAAGAGAUCAGAAAUUAUCUGAAUUGGAUGACAGAGCUGAUGCUUUAGAAGCUGGUGCCCAUCAGUUUGAGGCCACUUCUACUAAACUUAAGAAAAAAUUCUGGUGCCAAGAUAUGAAGGUUUCAUGUUACUACCAAUUUUAA
This is a messenger RNA of Helobdella robusta, 222 nucleotides long. RefSeq lists its product as hypothetical. The annotation marks the transcript as partial. Gene Ontology annotation, cellular component: plasma membrane; SNARE complex. The transcript is spliced from 3 exons. Gene Ontology annotation, molecular function: SNAP receptor activity; syntaxin binding. The record is from RefSeq and is a predicted model, not a curated record. NCBI's taxonomy places the organism in Eukaryota, Metazoa, Annelida, Clitellata, Rhynchobdellida, Glossiphoniidae. Gene Ontology annotation, biological process: vesicle-mediated transport; vesicle fusion.